AUGUGUGUGAGAGUGUGUGCGAGGGGCAACAGCGCGGCGUGAACGCAGCAGUGGGAAGCAGAAAGACUAUGGCCGCCUCUCUGACUCUGACUCAGCUCUCCAGUGGAAAUCCCAUUUAUGACAAAUACUAUCGACAGGUUGAUCCCAGAGGCAGCGGGAGAGUGGCAGCAGCUGACGCAGCUCUGUUCCUGAAGCAGUCGGGCCUGGCUGACCUGGUUCUGGGCAAGAUCUGGGAUCUGUCUGACUCUGAAAGGAAGGGUUCUCUCAACAAACAGCAAUUUUUUACCGCACUGCGCUUGGUGGCUUGUGCUCAGAAUGGCCUGGAGGUGGCACUCAAGAGCCUUAAUGUGGCUGUUCCGCCCCCAAAAUUUCAGGAUACAAGCAGCCCGUUGUUAGCAGGGGGAUUGACCACCGAUCUUACCUGGGUUGUCAAGCCUGAAGAGAAGUUGAAGUUUGACUCCAUCUUUGACAGCCUUGGUCCAGUCGGGGGGAUGCUCACAGGAGACAAAGUCAAGCCUGUCCUGCUCAACUCGAAACUGCCAGUCGACAUUUUGGGCCGGGUGUGGGAGCUUAGUGACAUCGAUAGAGACGGCAUGUUGGACAAAGAUGAAUUCUCUGUGGCCAUGUAUCUGGUGUACAGAGCUCUGGAAGGAGAAACAGUUCCCGUGUCUCUUCCACCUCCCCUGGUUCCACCCUCCAAGAGGAAAAAAGCCUCGGUACCUACCGUGAUGCCCUUGUUACCCUCGCCCCCCUCCGUCAAAGAUAGUCGUGCCUCCCAUGCUGGCUCUAAGACCAUGCCCCUCCCCCCUAAACCCGCCCCGCCGCCAGCAGCUGCCCCUAACAAGACCAAAGGGAAUAUAAAGUGGGUGGUGUCGCCAGCGGACAAAGCCAAAUAUGACGAACUCUUCAGCAAGACAGAUGGAGACAUGGAUGGGCUGGUGUCUGGACCUGAAGUCAGAGAUAUCUUUCUCAAAACGGGUCUGCCAUCUGCCACGCUCGCACGCAUCUGGGAGCUUUGUGACAUUGGCGACAUCGGAAAACUGACCCGAGAGCAGUUCACCCUGGCGCUACAUCUGAUCAAUCAGAAGUUGACGAGAGGUCUGGACCCUCCACAGAGCCUCUCACCAGAGAUGAUCCCUCCCUCUGACAGACUAAACAUCAAACAGAAUAAUAUGGCCAACCUGGCAGCUGACUUCUCUGCCAUCAAGGAGCUGGACUCUCUUAGUAAUGAAAUUUUUGAACUACAAAGGGAGAAAACCACAGUGGAAGAAGAGAUCAAGGAGAAGGAGGAGGCCAUCAGCGAGCGCAGCAGCGAGGUCCAGGACUUGCAGGGUGAGGUGGCGAGAGAGAGCGAGGUGCUGCAGCAGCUCCAGACUCAGCGCCAGAAGGUGCAGGAGGCCUUGGAGGAGCUGGAUCAACAGAAGGGCUCACUGGAGGAGCAGCUGGCCCACAUUCGCCAGCAGACUAACCAAGAGAGCCAACUGAUUACGUCACUGCAGUUGGAGCAUGAGGAGCAGGAGCAGAGGAUAUGUCAGUACGAGGAGGAGCUGGUCCAGGCUCGAGAGGAGCUUCUGGCUCUGCAGGAGGAGAGCAGGAAGCUGCAGGAGAAGGUCCAAGCUGCACAAGAGCAACUCACACCUCUGCAGGAGUCUGUACGGGACUCCUUCACACAAGUUGCCCAGGUCCAACACAAACUUAACGACCUUCAAGUGGAAGAGAGGUCGAUGGAAGCCCAGCUGAGCUGGAAGAGAGCUUUGGAAGAUGACUCUCCUGUCAUGGUCAAUGGAUCGGCAGGGCCCACACCACAGCUGCAACAUAGGGACCUCUUCCAGGACGACCAACCUAAAGAGCUGAAGGGCGAAGAUCCAGCUGCUGACUCAAACACUCAGAAAGAACUCUUAGAACAAACAGAGAAAGGAGUGAGGGAAGAAAAAGAGGAAGAGAAGGAGGAAGAGCGCCCCAAGACACCAGAAGAGGAAAAACUGAAGCCAGAUGCUUUGGAUGACCUCUACACUAGCCUAGCCUCCUCUGAGAAGUACAUAAAUCUGCCGACGCUCACCAAGCCACAGGAGAAAACUGUAAAUGAACACAAAAACCCUUCACCUGAUGUCUCCUCAGAAGUCCAAGAUGAUGCUGCAGAGUCACCUAAAACAAGCCCACAAAAGGUGGCAUCACCAGAGCCAGAGGUAAAACGGCAAGCUACAGUCUCCUCAGAAGUCAUCCCGUCCUUAUUACCAGCACAACCUCUUCCUCAUUGCUCUGCGCUGCCCGCUACCAGCCAGCCCUCUCUGCCCGAGAUGGACUUCUUCCACUCUGACCCAUUUACAGAGCAUGAUCCAUUCAAGAAUGACCUGUUUGGAAAAACAGAAGCUGCUGAUCUAUUUGGAGGAGAUCCUUUCAAAGGGUCAGACCCCUUCGCUGCAGACAAUUUCUUCAUGCAAACCGCCAGCAACCACUUUUCCUCAGAUGACCCCUUUUCUGGCUCUGCUGACCCGUUUGAUACCACUACUUGUGCGCCGGACCCAGACCUGUUCCCAGCCAAGCGCAAAGAUCCUGCCCCAGCAAUGGCAAUAAAACCAGACCCUUUCACCUCCCAGCCCACGAAUCCAAACGCACCAGCCACAGAUCCGUUCAGCUCUACGAGCAACGACACAACUGAAUCGGACCCGUUCGCUCACAAGAUGAACGCCACUGGUGAGGCAGAUCCAUUUGGUUCUCAGUACUCUGGGACAGAUCCAUUUAGCACAUCUCCGCCCAGCGCUGGUCUGGCAUUGGACACCACAGCAGCCAGUGACCCUUUUGCUCCAGGUGGUACCACAGUGAGUGCCAACUCUGACCCUGAUCCAUUCGCUGCUGUGUUUGGGAAUGAAUCGUUCGGAGGGGGCUUUGCUGAUUUCAGUGCCCUGACAAAGUCAAAUGGCGCUGAUCAGUUUGGCGUCAACAACAAGAACCUGUUCCAGGAGGACAGCCAGUCUGCCAAUGCGGACGUUCCUCCGGCGCUGCCUCCCAAAACGGGUACGCCAACUAGACCGCCUCCUCCACCUCCAGGUAAGAGAUCCUCCCUCUCUAGAACAGAGUCCUCUGACUCCUUCCACCGACGUGGCCCCUUCCCGACACAGAACUCGGGAGAGUUCUCCUCCUCUUCCUCCUCCUCCUCCCUGCCUGCCAAGGAUCCCGUAGCUGACCCCUUCGCCCCCUCCUCCCCUACUCGUCAACACGUUCAGGAAGCUGACCGUUUUACCAGCUUUGACAAAUACCCAACGGAGGAAGACAUGAUUGAGUGGGCAAAGCGCGAGAGCGAGCGCGAGGAGAACGAGCGUCUGGCCAGGCUCACCCAGCAGGAACAAGAGGACCUGGAGUUGGCCAUCGCUCUCAGCAAGUCUGAACUCUCCUGAGGGGCUUCUUUCCCUCAUCCAUCACAUCCCACCCAAACCCCCCCCCGCCACUUUCCCCUCAGUCCGGCACAGCCAGACGUGGCCUGUUUAAGCACCAAAGCGUUAUGGGGACCCUGUAGGACUAAAUAGCGCAUUCUUGGUCUUAAGCAAUGUUGUCCUCAAGACUGUUUUAUCCAUCCUGUCGUGAAGGUCAGCACUGGAGAUGAUGAACAGGAAAAACAGUGAUUUUGAGAUUCAUGUCCUUUUGUGACUUACUCCAGAAUAUAACUUAUUCUAAACCUGCACUCAGUUAUAGAGCUUUAUCCACUAACCUUACCCACUACAGUCCAUUUCAGACCAGCUGUUGCUUGUUUUGUGGAGGAUAUUAGCUGUAAAAACGUGUUAAAAAGUCAUCCAACUGGACUGUAGCAGCCUAUGUAAACAGUCAUUUUAUUUCUCCAAGCCCAAACCAGAUGACAACAAGCAGCCAUGAAGUGCAUGCAGGUUCUAACUAAACAGAAUAAUCAAACCACGUCCGGCAUGUAAGGCUAGCAUGGUUUACCUGAGAGAAGCAUGACUCAAACUGCAUCCAAAUAAUGAUUGUGUUAUGAAAUGAGCAUUAAGAUUCAACACGAGUCUCUUUAUAUUUACAGAUGUAAACUAAAGUGUAACAUUUAAGAAUACAACUAUAUCAUUGUUGGCAUCUUUUUAAAAACUGUCAUAACUUGAAUUUUGAUUUAUUAUUUUUUUAAAGAAAUCAGUAAAGGGUGCACCUUUGAAGAUCGGUGUAGCGACAGUUGGGUCCUGUUCUUGAAGCCCCUCUGUGUCUGUAUUUGUUCAAAAGCGACAGCAGACUCCACUUGAACACUGCUUUCCUAACUUUGUACAGCAAAAUGGAACAAAUAAAUGCAUAGAUCGUACACAACUGUUUCGGGUUGUUCAUUCACAAACAAAGUGACUUGGUCUCC
Molecule: messenger RNA, 4342 nt
Organism: Phycodurus eques (leafy seadragon)
Lineage: Eukaryota; Metazoa; Chordata; Actinopteri; Syngnathiformes; Syngnathidae
Gene: eps15
Product: epidermal growth factor receptor pathway substrate 15
Exons: 26
Coding region: 69-3395 (1108 amino acids)
Biological process (GO): endocytosis; endosomal transport
Cellular component (GO): plasma membrane; cytoplasm; clathrin coat of coated pit
Molecular function (GO): calcium ion binding; cadherin binding
Source: RefSeq, a predicted model, not a curated record